Messenger RNA from Malaclemys terrapin pileata, 1103 nucleotides. It is a transcript of the gene RAB3B, whose product is annotated as RAB3B, member RAS oncogene family. The transcript is spliced from 6 exons. Gene Ontology annotation, cellular component: synaptic vesicle; plasma membrane; endosome. The coding region runs from base 204 to 884 and encodes 226 amino acids. Lineage: Eukaryota; Metazoa; Chordata; Testudines; Emydidae. Gene Ontology annotation, biological process: protein localization to plasma membrane; protein secretion; regulation of exocytosis. The record is from RefSeq and is a predicted model, not a curated record. Gene Ontology annotation, molecular function: GTP binding; GTPase activity.
GAACCUCUGCUCUGCUCAGCUCAGCUGCGCGCAGCCCCGGGGAGCCCUGCACUGCUCGGGCUGGUGCCUCCGCCCCGCCGGGUCCCUGUGCUCCUGCCCUCUAGCCCGCCCUCUGCAGCCGGCGCUGUCUCAGGCUGCGCCCAAGGUUCAACAGUGUGACCAAUCUUGAUUCAUACACUCACAGCAAAGCCUCCAUCUGUCUCAUGGAUUAUAGAUCUAAAUUGAUGGCUUCAGUAACAGAUGCCAGAUACAGACACAAUGAUGCUUCAGACCAAAAUUUCGAUUAUAUGUUCAAACUCCUGAUCAUUGGCAACAGCAGUGUGGGCAAAACGUCCUUCCUCUUCAGAUACGUUGAUGACACUUUCACACCAGCUUUUGUUAGCACAGUCGGAAUUGACUUCAAAGUGAAAACUGUUUACAGGAAUGACAAGCGGGUGAAACUGCAGAUCUGGGAUACUGCUGGACAAGAGAGAUACAGGACUAUCACUACAGCCUAUUAUCGAGGCGCUAUGGGGUUCAUCCUGAUGUAUGAUAUCACCAGUGAAGAGUCGUUUAAUGCAGUGCAGGACUGGGCCACUCAGAUCAAGACCUAUUCCUGGGAUAAUGCACAAGUCAUUGUGGUUGGAAACAAGUGUGACAUGGAGGAUGAAAGAAUCAUUCCUCUGGAAAAGGGUAAACAUCUGGCUGAUCAGUUAGGUUUUGAUUAUUUUGAUGCCAGUGCCAAAGAGAACAUCAAUGUGAGACAGGUCUUUGAGCGCCUAGUGGAUAUAAUCUGUGACAAGAUGUCGGAGAGUAUAGAGUCUGACCCGUCCAGAGGCAGUUCUGGGAAGAACAUGCGACUCACAGACAACCCACCGCCUUUGCAGCAGAACUGUUCCUGCUAGUGAUUUUAAUCUCUGUGAAAUCUCUCUCUCCCCUUCCCUGAACACACUUUAUCUUUUCACAUGUGAUGAUGUAUUAUCAUAUCGUCUGAAGGCUGGAGUUUCUGUUAUAGUGGAAAUGGACGUGGUUGUUAAAUGUCCUGGAAGUUUAAUGUUAAAUAUAUCUAAUACACCUAAUAUUGUAAAACAAACAAAAAACCUAAAUAAAUAUUGUUAAUAGUU